Molecule: messenger RNA, 644 nt
Organism: Vicia villosa (hairy vetch)
Lineage: Eukaryota; Viridiplantae; Streptophyta; Magnoliopsida; Fabales; Fabaceae
Exons: 2
Coding region: 22-549 (175 amino acids)
Source: RefSeq, a predicted model, not a curated record
UCGUACUCUCAUCCUAAGAACAUGUCUCUGACACCAAAAUCUCAUGUUUACAUUUUCCUUCUUGUUGUUCUUUUCGCUUAUUCUCUCACAGGAACAGCUCCUGAAGAAUUUGAAUCUCCUCUUCUUGAUAUUCUCCGCAACCAUGGCCUCCCAGCAGGACUCUUCCCUCGGAGUGUGAAAUCAUUCGAAUUAGAUCAAAUGGGUCGUUUAGAAGUAUACUUGGAUCGUCCUUGUUUGGCUCAGUAUGAAACAGCAGUGUUCUUCGACAGUGUUGUUAAAGCCAACCUUAGUUUCGGACAGCUUAAGGUUUUGCAAGGCAUGUCUCGUGAAGAGCUUUUCCUAUGGCUUCCGGUUAAAGAUAUCAUUGUGGCUGAUCAAAAUUCUGGUCUCAUCAUCAUUGAUAUUGGUUUUGCCUAUAAACGACUUCCUUUCUCUCGCUUUGAAGAACCCCCAACUUGUAGAUCUAAUCGAGGUCUCUCUUUUGGCAUGGGUGGAAGGAAGGGUAAAGGAUGGGUUAACUUUUUUCAAAUUUGGGGUUUCUUUGUAUGAAAAAUUAUGUUAAUGUACAAAAUGUACAACUUAUAUAAAAUCAUAUAAUGCCAUUGAAUAAUUACUAAAAUUUAAUCUCUGAGUAUUGAUAUAUC